Messenger RNA from Colletotrichum destructivum, 700 nucleotides. Its product is annotated as Putative Fcf2 pre-rRNA processing. Gene Ontology annotation, molecular function: RNA binding. The coding region runs from base 62 to 652 and encodes 196 amino acids. Gene Ontology annotation, biological process: RNA processing. The record is from RefSeq and is a predicted model, not a curated record. Lineage: Eukaryota; Fungi; Ascomycota; Sordariomycetes; Glomerellales; Glomerellaceae. Gene Ontology annotation, cellular component: nucleolus. The transcript has 2 exons.
CCGUCUGAAUUCAAAGCCGAGUUCCCCUUCGACUCUCACGGUUCAAUCGCACUUCACCGCUAUGCCAGAGCUGUGUGAUGAGCGCCUCGAUGAACUCCUGAAAGAAGCGGCAAGUCGCCUAGCGACUAAACAAUUGUCGCGGCCGAAGGAUUGCAGCUUGAUCGCCAUCGCGGCCGCGCCUGUCGAUCCGACUCUGGAAUCAAAGGCCCAGCCCAAAGCGCAAGAGUCGAAAAGCAUUACGCUUCGCGAUCCUAGGCCAGCGGAGGACAAGAUACAUGACAAUGCUGGCCCAGGCUGGUUUGGGAUUCCUAAGACGGAUCCCAACGACCCCGACCUGAAACGGGAUUUGCAGAUCCUCCAUAUGAGAGGAACUGCCAUUGAUCCCAAGCGGCACUACAAGAAGGAGUCACUAAAGGCCAAAAUGCCGCGGUAUGCCCAUGUGGGACGCAUCGUUGAAGGCCCUACCGAAUUCCAUAGCGCUCGCUUGACACGCAAGGAGAGGAAGCAGACGCUUGUGGAUGAGCUGCUUAGCGCUGAAAAAGCCUCGGGCAAGUUCAGAUCCAAGUACGAAAAUAUCCAGGUGAAGAAGGCAAGCGGCAGAAAGGCGCACUACAAGAAAUUGGUUGAGCGCCGCCGGCGCAACCGUCAUUAAGCAGAACACUCAAUACACAAUACCCAGUCCAGAUUACCCAUCGUCCCA